CUCCAGUCUGUCUUUGUUUACGAGGGCGGUCGGGCGUUGCUCCGCGCGGCGCCGCACCGCGUUCGAAUUUUAAAAAUAAUUCCUAUUUGCCAUAUCGCGUCCAUAAAUCGCGCUAUAACGCUAUACCAGACAAUAUAAGCCGAUGACUCAUCGCACAUCCUAACCGAACUUUAUAAUUAAACACCGUUGUGAAUUGUGUAUUUUAGACACGUUUUAGUGUUAAACCGAACAAAAUAAACACUUAAACCGAAACCAGUCGCGCGCGUUCGAAAAGCAAACAAACCAAAGUCAAACCGAACUUUGCCCGUUACCGAACGUAGGUGAAUAAAAAAAUAAAUACAAAAAAAAAACAUGUGAGAUGGGUACCAGUAAAAUGGAUUGGCGCGAAAAACUUUUCGGUCGAGUGCUGGUGAAAUGCGACUCCCCGGGGACUCAGAGUGGUAAAUUCGAGAAUGUGGGGACUCUGGAAGCGCUGGCCGACUGCGUGGAGGACGGCGAAGGCGCCGUGUGCGGGAUCUACUUCUCGUUCGCUAACAUCAGCGACGCUAGCGACGACUUCGGGGUCCGGCUGGAGGAGGUGUACCGGCGCGUGGCCCCGCGGCUGCGGGUGGUGGAAGUGGUGCUGUGGGCGCACGUGGGCACCCCCGAGGGGCCGGUGGAGCGGGAGGCGGGCUUCAGGCGCAGCUUGACCGGCAAGCCGUGGCUCGCUGUGCCCUUCCAUGACGUAGACACGAAGCGUCGCCUCACUCAGAAGUACAGUAUCGCGGUUGGAGUCCCAACGCUGGUCAUCCGAGGGAGGGCGGUAAGGGACGCUCUCCUCAAGGACCCCAAAGGAGAGAGGUUUCCCUGGCCGGCCCCUCCACUGGACGAGGUGCUGAGAGGGGUGGAGUUGGAGGGAGAACAGAAACGAAAGUAUGAGGAGUUGCCGCCUGACGCUGUCAGGGUCUUCUACUUUGCCGCUCAUUGGUGUCCGCCGUGCCGCUCGUUCUCGCCGAGCCUGUGCGCGGCGCUGUCGGCGGUGCGCAAGCGCAGGACCAAGUACGCCAACACGCAGCUCGUGCUCGUCUCCAGCGACAGAUCCGAACAGUCGUACGCACGCACGCUGGCAUCGUUGUCUACGGCCAACGCGCUGGCUAUCCCGUGGUCGGCCAGCGAGGCGCGGCUCACGCUGCCGACGGCGCUGGGCGUGGCCGGCAUACCAGCGCUGGUCAUCACCGACGGCACCGGCAAAGUGCUCACCGCCAACGGGAGGCAACACCUGGCUGCUGAUCCCCUCGGACUGAACUUCCCGUGGGCGCAGCGGCCGGUGUCGGUGCUGAACGAGCAGGCUCUGCUGAAGAUGGCGCGCCACCCUGCUGUCAUACUGUUCGUUGACGACGAGGACUCAGAGAUCGAAUUCUCCGAAUCGGUCCUCACUCCCUCCGCCGAGUCGUACUACGAAGAGUGCAGCAUCCAGUACCCCGGCUUCUGCCCCUACCAGAACUCGUCCGACGACGAGACCAUGGACUUCGACUACACCACCAGCAAGACCUCGUCCAGGACCAAGAAGAAGUCGUUCAAGCACGUGAUGUUCUACAUCGGCAUCGACGGCACCGACAGCGCCGACAUGAUCCGCGAGCACAUCGGGCUGGACGACGCCGUGCCGCUGCUCACCGCCGUCGACUUCCCCAGGCAGCGCAUGGUCACCAUGAAGUACGGCGACGAGAUCACUACGGACUCCGUGCAGAACUUCGUCGACGCGUUCCUCAGUGGGAACGCUGACUUUAAACCCCUUAAGCCUUAUAGUGAGAAAUGUUAGCUUAUAAUUAACGUAAAACUUAGCCUACCGAAUAUCUGUUAGUGAUAGACAGACCUGGUUACAUGUAAUGUAUAGAAGAAAAUAAAGUGUCAGCUCCGACGCACGAGUGGAGUUUACUCUUUCAGAUCGACUGUCUAAAUAUGUGUAUGUUGCAAAAAAGAAAAGUGAAAGGUGCGCAGCCGAGGAACAGCAGGCUGCGGCGUGCGCGUUCGCCAGCCGUGCGCGGCAGCGCACGGUGAAAGGUGCGCAGAAUAGGUUGCGCACAAAAAGUAACGCUGUCAUUCGUUCAUCGAAUUUUACUGCCCAUAUUUUUUUUCAUACCGGGGGCUAUACAUGCAAAAUCGAUUCAUAAUGAGUAAACUCCAAACACUGUCGAAACGUAAUAAAAAUGUCCACAAAGCUAAGGAGUUUGCUAACAACAUUAAAGAACAUUCUCUAUAGUAAGUAGGUAAUGUAAUAUUAUUGUCUUGUUACGGUCAGCAAAUUUUAAGUAGUCUAUUUUGAUAGUUUAGAUUAGAAGAAGUUUAAACGAUACUGACAAAUCUUAACAAUGCUGACAUAAUUAGAAUAUUUGCAUUGUCUUUGCUGACAAGCCCAGAAGGCACUAGACGUUGAAUCUGAAGAUAAUUUCAAAGUAUUUAAUAUUAACACAAUUAUUUGUAUAGGUUAGUAUAGUGUAGUAUAGUGCUAGACCAGUUUGGGUAAGGUUAGUGUGAUUGCAGUAGCCAUAAGUUGAGAGCUAGUGUAGCGUUGCUUGUGUGACCGCAGCCUCAAUACAACCGUUUUUCAAAAUUUAUCAGUCUAAGGUCUAUGAUCUCUAAAGUUCGUUUUUUUUAAAUUGCAAAAUUUUCUAAACAAACAUGGCCGUAUUCAUCACUGACUUUAGUUGUGACGUCAUCCUAGGGAUGGGCCGUUGAUGAACUAUAUCGAGAAUUAACUACUACUAAUCGAAUUACAUCCUGCUGAAUGCCUAGUUCGGACUACUUUAGUAUUUUAUUCGAGUACGAACAAUUUUUGGAUUUACCGCCCAAAAAUUGUUCGUACUCGACUAAAAUACUAAACUAGUCUAUACGGCCUAUAAGAGAUUGUUUGUAGCAAUAAAUCUGCCUUUACAUGCAAAAUUAUGCUAGGUACUUCUAAUCUAUAAAAUAUUGUUCUACUUCUUUCUCAUUAAAUUAUUAUUUACGAAAAAAGGACUCUUUAAACUACACCUACCUACACCUAACACGGGCUUAGUAAUGCCACAGAAAACAUAUGGUAAUGCUCAGCAAAGCUUUUAUUUCGAAAAUAUAUUAAAAGAUCAUUAUUGAAGGUUAUUUAAAAUGGCGGUUAGUAGAUAUUGUAGAAAAAGUUAUUAUUUUUAAUAGAAACAUAAAGGCACGCUCUACCACACGACAAAACGUGGAUGGCAUUUUUUUGAUGUAAAGAUGGUUCAACUACUGACGAAUUAAUAAACAAGCGCAGAAAACAUACGUACAAGGUUCAAGUUAAGUGCAGACAGACAAUAAAUAAUUCAAUCCAUUCCGCUGCGGAAUCAAUAAUAAUACUCAUUACGCGUGGAAAUCAAUGUUAUUCCGUUCAUUCCAAUGAUAUUUUAUGAUUUAUUUGUUUCGGAGAAUAGCACCUACAGAUAGACAACCCUGAUGAAGUAUUAGUUGUUCCAUCUUUUUGUAUUCCAUCGUUUAAGAAAACAUUUCGGAAAAUACUUAUAUUGUUUGAAUUAUACAGUAUAAAACUUUCAUUUUCAUUUUAUUAUCUGAUUUUAAUAUCUUAUCCGCUAUUCUACCAAUAACAGUUGUCCGUCUGAUCCUUGACUGUAUUAAAUGGAAGAUAUUAGGUAUAUUAAGUAUAUUUUUAGAAAAUACCAACUUCUAGUUAUUCUAAUCUUAAAUUGUACCUAACGUACAUUGCAUUGUAUCAUAAAAAUUUCAAGGAUUAUACCUAUUGAUAGUAUCUAAACAGUCUGGCCUCAAUCCUUACUGACGCUUACAGAAAAGCAAGAAAAGUAAAUGUAUUGUUAGGACGUUUUGAAUGAAUAGACUGGACAGUUAAAUAAACUCCUAGGAUUGUAUGAACGAAAUACCAAACACAUCAAAUUAAAGUAAGGGCUCACUUAAAAUAGGCACCCGCUUCAGUGCGCGGUACUCGUUAGUCGUAACACAUUAUAGUUAUAAUGUAGAUCUUUUGUAGUCUAUAAAUUUUUACUUUUGUAUCUGUGAUCAGUUUUAUUUAAAAACAAUAAAACAUUUUGCAUUUACCUACUAUUUAAAAUCACAAAAAUAAAAAAUACUCCGUUAAA
Molecule: messenger RNA, 4097 nt
Organism: Bicyclus anynana (squinting bush brown)
Lineage: Eukaryota; Metazoa; Arthropoda; Insecta; Lepidoptera; Nymphalidae
Product: nucleoredoxin
Exons: 6
Coding region: 359-1798 (479 amino acids)
Source: RefSeq, a predicted model, not a curated record